Procambarus clarkii (red swamp crayfish) is the source of this 513-nucleotide messenger RNA. The record is from RefSeq and is a predicted model, not a curated record. Lineage: Eukaryota; Metazoa; Arthropoda; Malacostraca; Decapoda; Cambaridae.
AUGAAGACAAAGACCCCUUCCUCUGGACCCUUCAAGACCCCUUCCUCUGGACCCUUCAAGACCCCUUCCUCUGGACCCUUCAAGACCCCUUCCUCUGGACCCUUCAAGACCCCUUCCUCUGGACCCUUCAAGACCCCUUCCUCUGGACCCUUCAAGACCCCUUCCUCUGGACCCUUCAAGACCCCUUCCUCUGGACCCUUCAAGACCCCUUCCUCUGGACCCUUCAAAACCCCUUCCUCUGGACCCUUCAAGACCCCUUCCUCUGGACCCUUCAAGACCCCUUCCUCUGGACCCUUCAAGACCCCUUCCUCUGGACCCUUCAAGACCCCUUCCUCUGGACCCUUCAAGACCCCUUCCUCUGGACCCUUCAAGACCCCUUCCUCUGGACCCUUCAAGACCCCUUCCAAGCCCUGUAUACAUCCUUCGAGACCUAUUAUCGUGUAUGCAGCCCCAGCAAGCAACCUGUACCUAAACAGAGCGAGAAAAGUUAGCGACACAAAGUUAGGAGUUUAA